AUGCUGAGUCUCCUUAUUCUUCUACCCAUUUUCAUGGUCCAAGCCGGCGAGUACUUGCCGAAAAUGCAAGUUGUUGUUGAAGUCGGCGAGUUCAAUCUCAAGACGGGCUGUUUGGAUGAAACGCUGUGCACAGUCAAAACUUUGGACCUGUCAACGCAUGGAGAAGUCACGAAGAUGAGGUUCAGUCGGGAUUUCGCGAAGAUUCAGACGCCAGAAGUUUUUAUCUUCACCUUAUACAAGGAGGACUUGAAAAGUACUGAUCUGUUGGUGGAAUUGGCUGGAAUUGAUCCUCAGUUUGGCUUUGACAGAGUGUGCGACGAGAUGGACAAGCCUUUUGCCAUCAAUUUGAAUGAGGUAUGUAGUUUCCGAUUUUUUUUGCUGUUUUAGGGGCUUCCAGAAAAUCCGUCAUGAUGACGUGGAUCAAAUUACGGUUGUGAUUUUAUCCAAAUUUUUCAGAUGAAUACGCCUCAAACUGUCCAACUAGAAGGGAUGUGCUUCACACUGACUGCCAAAAUUACUAUAGUAAAACUAUUUGCAUCCUCCCCAUUGAAAUACGAUUUUCUGGUCAAAAAAGAGAUGGAAACGAACCUACAGAUCAUCCUCAUCGUCCUUCUCUCAUUGCUGCUUAUUUUACUCGUCAUUCCUUCUGCAUUUUUGGCCAAAAGAUUCUGCACUCAUCGGGAAAAACCGCUGAAAAUGAAUGCUCCAAUUCAAAAGGAAACCCUGAUGCAAGCCGCCUGA
Molecule: messenger RNA, 741 nt
Organism: Bursaphelenchus xylophilus (pine wood nematode)
Lineage: Eukaryota; Metazoa; Nematoda; Chromadorea; Rhabditida; Aphelenchoididae
Source: the annotation of a GenBank genome assembly